This is a messenger RNA of Dendrobium catenatum, 1570 nucleotides long. RefSeq names its product probable acetyl-CoA acetyltransferase, cytosolic 2. Lineage: Eukaryota; Viridiplantae; Streptophyta; Magnoliopsida; Asparagales; Orchidaceae. The record is from RefSeq and is a predicted model, not a curated record. Gene Ontology annotation, molecular function: acetyl-CoA C-acetyltransferase activity. Gene Ontology annotation, biological process: fatty acid beta-oxidation.
GGAGCCUUAAUUGAUUUGUAGCUACUGCCCAUCUUUGUUUUUUUUUUUUUUUUUGCGAGAAAAUCUGUUCAUCUUUCAUACUUAUCUCUCUAGCGGCCCUAGGAAAAGGCGGAUCUUGGGAGGUCUGAGUUAACUGGUUAGCAACCUAACCUACAAUCCAUGGCUUCAGCAGCAGCUCAUGAUGAAUUGAAACCAAGAGAUGUUUGCAUUGUCGGCAUUGCUCGCACACCCAUUGGAGCCUUCCUUGGUUCAUUGUCAUCUUUAUCGGCCGUAAAACUUGGAUCGAUAGCCAUUGAGAGUGCUUUAAAAAGGGCAAAUGUUGAUCCAUCACUUGUACAAGAAGUUUAUUUUGGGAAUGUUUUGAGUGCAAACUUGGGACAAGCUCCUGCCAGGCAAGCUGCGUUGGGUGCUGGAAUACCAAACAAUGUUGUCUGCACAACCAUUAACAAAGUUUGUUCAUCUGGAAUGAAGGCAACAAUGAUAGCAGCACAGAGUAUUCAAUUGGGUAUUAAUGAUGUAGUUGUUAGUGGUGGUAUGGAGAGCAUGUCGAAUGCCCCAAAGUAUUUAGUAGAUGCAAGGAAGGGAUCUCGAUUUGGAAAUGAUACCAUUAUUGAUGGAAUGCUUAAAGAUGGUCUGUGGGAUGUGUACAAUGACUUUGGCAUGGGAGUAUGUGCUGAACUAUGUGCUAAUCAGCAUUCAAUAGCGAGGGAUGAGCAGGAUACAUAUGCAAUUCAGAGUAAUGAACGAGGAAUAGCUGCUUCUAAAGGAGGUGCUUUUUCCUGGGAAAUAACACCGGUUGAAGUUUCAGCAGGUAGAGGGAAGCCUUCAGUGCUUGUAGAUAGAGAUGAGAGCCUUGACAAAUUUGAUCCUAUUAAACUAAGGAAGCUACGGCCCAGUUUCAAGGAGGAUGGUGGAUCUGUAACUGCUGGAAAUGCUUCUAGUAUAAGUGAUGGUGCUGCAGCCUUGGUUCUAGUCAGUGGAGCCAAGGCCCAAGAACUUGGAUUGCAAGUGAUUGCAAAGAUCAGAGGAUAUGCAGAUGCUGCUCAGGCACCAGAACUCUUUACAACAGCACCAUCACUUGCAAUACCAAAAGCUAUUUCGAAUGCUGGUUUGGAGGCUUCUCAAAUCGAUUUUUAUGAAAUAAAUGAAGCUUUUUCUGUUGUUGCUGUGGCAAAUCAGAAGCUUCUUGAUCUUCCUUCUGAAAAGCUGAAUGUUCAUGGCGGAGCUGUAUCACUCGGACACCCCCUUGGGUGUAGUGGAGCUCGCAUUCUUGUCACAUUGCUAGGGGUUCUCAGACAUAGAAAUGGCAAAUAUGGAGCUGCUGGGAUUUGCAAUGGUGGGGGAGCUUCAGCUCUUGUAUUAGAGCUCAUGUAAGGAAUUUUAAGUUUUUUUGGCGAGUUUUUAUUCCUUUUUAUCAUCUCCACUGAAAUAAAGGCUCUAUUAGACCACUUAGUGAAAUGACCUUGUCUGUGCCAUUUUAUUUAAGAGAACCUCCUUUAAACGUCUUCUGAAUAAUAUUAAACUAGCUUAUCAUUCACAAAAAUGUUUGUGAUUUGGUUUAAAUUUGAAA